CAGUGUCGGUUAAACUUUUGAAUAAAACGGACGGAAACGGAAAAACCGAACUGUUUGGCUAUUAGGGGUGGAAAAUUUUAUUUAUUCUUUAAUUUUGUUCUUUUCUAUUUAAUUCAACAAUCAAAAGAAAUCUUUUGAAAGAAUUCCUAUGCAAAUUAAGGUGUUACAAUCUUUCAAAAUAAUUGUGUAAUAGGAUCGGUUUUUUGAAAUAAAUAAAAUUAUUAUGUAAUUUUGACACUUUUGCCCUUGAAAUUUCAAAAAAUAAAUUCUUGUGAGAAAAAAGUUAUUAAAUUGUUCUAAGGAAAAAGGAAUAUUCACUUUAUAUUUCUUAAAACAAAGUAAAUUUUUCAAAAGUAAUUGAAUAAUGUUUUUGACAGUUUUUGUGAAUUUUUAAAAAUUUUUCUUGAGGUUCGUGUCAUGACUUAAACGGUGAAGGCAUCUUAAUCUUAAAAACAAAUUUAUCAUAAAUGACGAUUAAGUGUAGUGAAUACGAAUGUGCAACUGGUGAAGAAAUUACCUAAAACUAAAAAUACAUCGCAAUAGAUCCUGUUGAAUCCUUUUUUACUACAUAUAAAUAAAUUACAAGUUUGAUUGCUCAACGAUAGGUAUAAGCUCAUAACUGAGCGACACAUUGCCAUUCAUUCAUCGGAGAGAGCACUCAACUCUAAGAGCACAAAGGUCAAGGACAUUCGAACAAAAACUUUUCAUUACAAAAAAAGAAGCGGUAACAGCGGUAAAGUUGUUCCACAGGGAACCUAAAUUUAUCCCGAAAGGAAGAGAAGUCUUUGUCGAGUCAGCACGGAGUCAAAAAUACUUAACCAUAAACUCUGUCAGUGCGGACGCAUAAAUUUACCGCUACGAAAUGGGUAAGGAACGCGGUGAGAUCCUCGGCAAAGCAAACUGCUUGAGAGGAUGUGUUUCGGGGCUUGAUUUUAUGGACGAUACCGUUACCGAUUAUGAACAAGCCCUGCUCCAUACCGGUUUUGGAAAGUUCCAUUAUAAUUUGCUCGCGUUAUGUGGGCUAAUCUAUAUGAAUACGGCGAUUGGUGUGACAAUUAUAUCGUUCGUCCUUCCGGUAGCUACCUGUGAUUUUCAAAUGACGUCAUCAGAUAAAGGAUGGCUAACAGCAUCGCCGAUGUUAGGCAUGUUAGUUGGUUCAUAUUUCUGGGGCUGUUUGGCCGAUACAAAAGGACGAAAGAAGGUGCUGAUUGCAACUUUAUUGGGCGACGCCCUAUGCGGGCUGAUAUCGUCUUUUUCGCAGCAUUUUUUGUUUUUCUUAUUAGUGCGACUGUUAAAUGGAUUCAACGUUGCUGGUGCAAUGGGAAUCUGUUUUCCCUAUUUGGGUGAAUUUCAACCAACAAAAUAUCGUGAAAAGAUCCUCUGCUGGAUGGAAAUGUUUUGGACAAUUGGAAUAAUCGUUCUACCACUAAUUGCAUGGGGUAUCAUUCCUCUGGAAAUAAAAUUUGAAUCUGAAGAUUUCACUUUUCAUAGUUGGAAUCUGUUUGUGGCUGUUUGUGCUCUUCCAAGUCUUUUUCUUGGUUUAUGGCUCUUUGCAUUUCCUGAAAGUCCUAAAUUCCUUUUAGAAGUUGGAGAACCUGAAAAAGCCUUAGACGUUCUUAGACAUAUGUACGAGAAAAAUACUGGAGAACCCCAAGAGAACUUUCCGUUUACCAGUUUGGUAGGUGGUAAGAUAUUACCUACCGAUAGUGUCAGUGUCCGCAGACUUAAAUUGAGACGGCCCAAAGAGCUAAGACUCCUUAUUGGAGAAAUAUGGACGCAGACAAAAACACUUUGCACAAAACCAUUUCUACGGACAACAAUUCUUACUUGUUUGAUACAAUUUGGACUGACAUCGAGCUAUUAUACUCUAAUGGUAUGGUUCCCUGAGUUAUUUCAACGGUUUGCUGAUUUUGAAGAACUUAAUCCAGGAGCACCAACAUCAGUCUGUGAUGUCUCCUCAGUUUAUACCAUAAACGGAACAACGAUAGUAGCUGAUCUUGGUGAGAACUGUGAUUCAACUCUGCAACAAGGAGUAUAUCGAAAUACUGUGAUUAUUGGGCUGGCAUGUAUACCGACUAGCUUUUGGCUUCCUUUAUGUGUUCAUCGUUUAGGAAUAAAAUUCUUUUUGGUAUUUGGGCUAGUGGCUGCUGCAGCUGUAACCAUUGGCUUAUAUUUUGUGCAGAAUGCUAUUCAAAAUCUAGUACUCUCUUGUAUUUUCGAAGCUCUAACAUCACUCAGUAUCAGCACAGUUUAUUGUGUCAUGGUUGAUUUAUUUCCAACGAAUUUAAGAGUAAUGGCAGCAGCAUUAUCAAUGACAUUUGGCCGCGGUGGAGCCCUGUUGGGAAAUCUUCUUUUUGGAUUCCUGAUUGACUUCAAUUGUGUGAUACCAAUAGUCUUAUUUGCUUUUAUGUUAGCUGUAAGUGGUUUACUGUGCAUUCUCCUACCGAGUACGGGGAAUGAAGCCUUAGCAUAAGACUUUAUUAUAAUUUUAAGCAAAACUAUAUUAUUAUCUAAUUAAACUUAACCAUUAAUAAAUAUUUAUUUAUGAUAAAACAAAAACUAAAAUAAUUUACUAUAUAAGUUAAUGUUAACGAAAAUUGAUAAAAAAAAAACAAAUAAAAAUAAAAAAAAAGGAAUGCAUUAAGAAAAGACGUAGAAAAAAAGAAAAAACGGUUGUUUAUUUAUUGUUGUUUAUAAAAAAAGAAGCAAAUGUAAAAUUGUAGAUAAAAAUUAAAUAAUCUUUCAAAUAGUAUUGCUAAAAAAAAACGUACCUUGAAAUAAAUGAAAUAAUAUACAUAAAUAUACAUCAUAUAUUGUUGUUAUUUUUUUUUUAUAUUUCUUAUUGUUUAUUCAUGUAAGUCUUGAUGAUAUUGAUUAUGUAAAGAAAAAUGUAUUUUUUUCUAGUUUCUACCUAAGUAUUAUUUGGUAGUGAUCUUGUUUAUGAGGUAAAAAUUAUUAUUUGUAUAAUUUUUGCAAACGAAGUAAAUUUUAUAUUUUCCACAUUUU
Messenger RNA from Episyrphus balteatus (marmalade hoverfly), 3006 nucleotides. RefSeq names its product synaptic vesicle glycoprotein 2C-like. Gene Ontology annotation, cellular component: membrane. The record is from RefSeq and is a predicted model, not a curated record. The transcript is spliced from 11 exons. Bases 863 to 2473 code for a protein of 536 amino acids. NCBI's taxonomy places the organism in Eukaryota, Metazoa, Arthropoda, Insecta, Diptera, Syrphidae. Gene Ontology annotation, molecular function: transmembrane transporter activity. Gene Ontology annotation, biological process: transmembrane transport.